GUUCACGGGGAGCAUCUAGAAAUUAACCGUUGAGGUUUUGUUCUAAUAAAAAACCGUGGGUACGAGUUUAAAAGAAAUUGUGUAACGAUGGAAGAUUAUUCUAAACRGCCUGCCAAGUGGUCGGGGUUGGUUCCUAUGGCAGCCUCCAUUCAUCGCGCGCGCAGAGACGCACAACCACAUGAACUCAUACUGAGGGGUAGCUGGCAUCAUCCUCCUGGAGGUCAACACAAGGAGCCGUAACAGCAGAGAGAGAGGAAGCCCUGCCACAGCCAUUCUCCCCUCCUACUCCCCCUCAUCCUCCCUUCUUCUCCCAUCAGACUGACAGAGAGAGAGAGAGAGAGAGUGAGGAAAAGAGUGAGGGAAGGUGGGGAAAAAAAGAGGGAGACAUGUACCAAACACUCCUCCUCUCUUCCUCUCUCUUCCUCCUCCAUGUCACGGCCACUCCACAGUUCCACGGUCAUCACGGGAGGAGGGUGUGUGGCAGAGACGUCCGUCACAGCAGUGUAGUCACGACGACAGAGUCGUUCAUCCAGCCCGUUCACAAGCCCUACAUCACCCUGUGUCAGGGGCACCGCUUCUGCAGCACCUACAAGACAGUGUACAGGGUGGCCUACCGUCAGGUGACCAGAGCGCCGCCACUCUCACACUCUUAUCCAGAAUGCUGCCCGGGCUGGCGACAACUCCACUCACACAACUGUAACCAAGCGGUGUGUGUCCAGUCCUGUGUGAACGGAGGAACGUGUUUAAGACCCAACCACUGUGCCUGUCCUCUGGGCUGGAUAGGACGACACUGCCAAACAGAUGUGGAUGAGUGCAGUGAGCAGCAGUCCUGUUCUCAUCAGUGUGUGAACAUGGCAGGCAGCUACCGGUGUGUUUGUAGAGAGGGCUACAGGCUGGCAAGAGACAGACACUCCUGUGAGAGCCUUCCUCCUCCUCCUACACCUCCUGCCCCGCCCGCCUCUCCCACCAGCCCCGGCCAGGCAACAGCAAACGAUUACAGACCCCCCUCCAGUGAUACAGGUGGAAGGGUCACAGAGGAGGUACAGAGCCUGAAGAACAGAGUAGAGCUGCUAGAGCAGAAGCUUCAGUUGGUCCUAGCCCCCUUCACCAGUCUGUUCCCCAUGUCGCUGGACGAGGGCGUGUCUGAGAAGACCAGCUUCCUGUUUCACUCCUUCCAGCAGCUGGACCGCAUCGACUCGCUCAGCGAACAAAUCGGCUUCCUCGAGGAACGCCUCGGUACCUGUUCCUGCCAGGAGAAUUAGACACAGAACAUGACUGGGUGAAAACCAACCAGACAUGUCCACAGUCUGAAUUCACAAAACAAUAACAAUAGGAAUGGAAUGAUUGCCCCAGCCCAGGGAUAUGGUAGGAGGAAGAAAGUCAGCAGAACAUAGGCCUACUCAACGUUUGUGCAUUCAUGUUCCUGUACCAGCCCAAAGACUUGCUCUCGAGAACCCAAGGCAUUAACAAGGCAUUCUGCCUUAUCUCACGGGUUCUCAGCUAUAAACACUAGUUACCGGUAGCACCAUGUGAACUACAAUCCCAACGCUGUUUUAACAUUUAGAAACGUCAAUAAUCAUCGCUUCCGCUAUGGUUUCUGAAACAUAGAAAACAUAUCUUUCAUAUCAGCGGGAAUGAAUCGUUCAAAUAAAAAAGAUACUUACUGAAACAGGUUUGCCCAGAUCCUUACGUCUGUGUGCCUCCAGCCGUCAAACUACACUUCCUCACCCAGUUACGCUUACACACAGGUGUUCGAACACACUCUAGAGAGCUAGAUAGCACAGGUGGUUGUCUCUGUCCACCAUCUGUCUUCCGUAAACAAGCGCUGUAACAUGGAGAUUUGGCCGCGUGCAUGGGAGCACUAACCCUAACCAUAUAAAAGGUGUGUAGUAAUUUAACCUUUUGUUUUUUUUACAAUUAUUUCUCGCUGAUACGAAAGAUACGUUCCUUAUGUUUCCAAAACCGUACCRCAAGCGAGGCGCGUUAACGUUCCCGAACGAGCGUCGGGGCUCUUAACAAAACUCCCCUGGCCAGAAGAUACCGCCAUGAAUAGACGCUAAAGGUGGUUUGUGUAUAUGUUUCAGGGUUCCUUGAUGCUAGAGGCAUCACUACAGACCCGGGUUCGAUCCCGGGCUGUAUCACAACCGGCCGUGAUCAGGAGUCCUAUAGG
Molecule: messenger RNA, 2170 nt
Organism: Salvelinus sp. IW2-2015
Lineage: Eukaryota; Metazoa; Chordata; Actinopteri; Salmoniformes; Salmonidae
Product: epidermal growth factor-like protein 7
Biological process (GO): anatomical structure development
Cellular component (GO): cell surface; extracellular region
Molecular function (GO): calcium ion binding; signaling receptor binding
Source: RefSeq, a predicted model, not a curated record